Ictidomys tridecemlineatus (thirteen-lined ground squirrel) is the source of this 1406-nucleotide messenger RNA. Lineage: Eukaryota; Metazoa; Chordata; Mammalia; Rodentia; Sciuridae. The record is from RefSeq and is a predicted model, not a curated record.
GCCAAAGCCCGGGCCCUGGGGCAGAACGCGGCUCCUGCGCGGCCACGGCCAGAUGCCCACGUUUGCCUCCACUUUGUGCUGGCCGGGAGGCGGGGCCGCCCCUGGAUUCGGGCGGUGGCAGUUCGCUCGAGAGCCCGCGGGCCUGGCGGGCACGUCCCAGAGGGUGGGCGCGGCCUUCCGGCGGCGGCGGAGGCGGGAGGAAGCGAGCCCGCGAGGCGGCCUCUGGGUCCCGAGCGGCGCGGCCAUGGCGCUCGUGCUCGCCGCCCUGCGCGUCCUGCUGGGCGGUUUCUUUGCGCUCACGGGGGCGGCCAAGCUCUCGCAGAUCUCGGCUCCCGUGUCGCAGCAGAUGGGCCGAGUAGGAGAGGUAGAAGAGAAGUGGGAGAGCAGGAAAAGUCAACUGUGGAAAGCCCUGUUCGUGCAGUUUGCUGAGGUGUUCCCGUUGAAGUUGUUCGGCUACCAGCCAGAUCCUGUGAACUACCAAACAGCUGUGGGCUGGCUGGAGCUGCUGGCUGGGUUGCUGUUGGUCGUGGGCCCACCCGUGCUACAAGAUAUCAGUAACUUCCUCUUGACCCUCCUCAUGAUGGAUGUAAAGGAGAAGAUGGUCUCCACAAGGCAAUUCAUUUAGUGCCUGGACAUAUCAGACUGUCAAGGAGUGGUGGUGAUCGUCCUUACAACUCUGUGGGGACUAAUAUUUGAAGAUAAAAUGUUCGUUAUUUUGAAGAUUUUCUUUUUAAUUGGGCUUUCUUUGAGCAGAUUUGUUUCUGUAGUGCUGUAGGAUAAAAUGCAAUAUGAUGGGAUAUAAAAUAUGGCAACUAAGCACUGGUCACAUGCCCAGGACAGACACUGAAAUUAUACAUCGACUCAUGAAUAUUGAAAUGAAAAUCUGGCUAUGUAAAAUGUAUUUACAUUUAUGUAUUUUUUUCACGAGCAAAACAGAAAAGAUGGAAAGUAACAAUAAGCAGAAACUAAUUAGCAGCGCAAUGUCAGAAGUGGAGACGUUUGAGAUUCUGUGCUAUAAUUUAUCUUCUGCACUGUGAAUUUUAACUAAAACAAGAGGCUGUGCUGAAAACAACAUCUCCCUCUGGUCAAUUCAGGGGAAUGGUCAUUCUGAAAAGGCUGCUGCUGUUAUCACAAGAUGGGAUAAGCUUAACCAAUCAGGAUCAGCUGUUUAUGUCCCCUCCUAAAAGAAGUGCUCAUAGAAGAUAUCUAUGGCAAAUGGAACAGAGGAUGUUGUUUAAAGAAGGGUUCCUUCUAAUGCUACCUCCUGGCAAUGACUGUGAUUGGCAGUGACUGGUCAGAGUUGGAACUUGCAAAUUGAGUUUAUAGCCCAUUUUUGUCUAAAAUCCCCAGGUGUCAAUCACUAUUUGCCAAAACAAACAAGCAGAAAUAAAGUUGAGUUUCUUUUA